GAUCAGCCCGGGCGGCCGCUUCGCUUCGCCCACUGCUCCUUCCCCACCCUCUAAUUCUUUCAGCAUAUUCUCCCCGCCAUGGCUUCCACCGCCGCUGGUCAUGAGCUCGCGCCCACCACGGGAGCCACCCUCGUCGUGGGUGGCACCGGCUACAUCGGCCGCUUCGUCGCCGAGGCUGGCCUGGCCCUUGGCCACGCCCUCUACGUCCUCGUCCGCACCUUUGGCCCCUUCGUUUCCCCCUCCCGUGCGGCCACCGCCGCAGCCCUCCGCGAGAAAGGAGCCAUUAUUUUGGAGGUAAUAUUGCAUGAGCUCUCAUCUCGUUUAUCGUGUAUGUUAACCUCAAUAAUGAUGAUGAUGAUGAGGAGGAGGAGGAGGACUUCCGAUGUGUUUCAGGGUUCCGUGGACGAUAAAGACUUCAUGGAGAAGACUCUGAGAGAGAACAACAUCCAUGUAGUUAUCUCCGCGGUUGGCGGCGAGAGCAUUCUGGAUCAGCUCUGCUUGCUCGACGCCAUCCAAGCUGCGGGCACCGUCAAGCGGUUCCUGCCAUCGGAGUUCGGGCACGACAUCGACAAGGCGAACCCGGUGGAGCCGGCACUGAGCCUCUACAACAGAAAGAGAAGGGUUCGGCGAGCCGUCGAGGCCGCCGGCGUUCCCUACACCUACAUAUGCUGCAACUCCAUCGCCGGCUGGCCCUACCACGACAACAAACACCCAUCCAAGGCGGCGCCACCGCUGGACCGCUUCGUCAUCUAUGGGGACGGCAGCGUCAGAGCCUUCUUUGUUGCAGGAAGUGACAUUGGGAAAUUUACGAUGAGAUCAGCCUUCGACAGUCGCACCGUGAAUAGAGCUGUUCACUUCCGCCCGACUUGCAAUUGUGUUAGCUUGAACGAGAUGGCUUCCCUGUGGGAGCGCAAGAUUGAAAGGACACUGCCAAGAGUCAGAUUCACUGAGGAGGACCUGCUCGCCAUUGCUAAAGAGAAUGAGAUUCCAGCCAGCGUUGUUGCUGCCUUGACUCAUGACAUCUUCAUCCUUGGAUGCCAAUCCAAUUACUCGGUGGACGGGGUGAAGGAUGUGGAGGUCAGCUGCCUCUACCCCGACAUGGCAUUCCGGACACUCGAUGACUGCUUCAGUGACUACAUCUCGAGCCUUUUGCCCCACCAAGCUAGGGAGACAAGACCAUCUGCGGCCGCUGCUACGGUGGAUCAACCGGCAGUUUCACCGGCCACUGCUUAAUUACAAGCAUGCAUGGAUGCAUAGAACUCCAUCUGACCUCUUCCAUCCUAGAAUAAUCUUUUAUGUGAUGUGAUCAGAUAUAAAGAGAUAUAACUUUUGUAUAUGAAUAAAUACUAGUAGAUCAUAAUA
This is a messenger RNA of Musa acuminata AAA Group (dessert banana), 1362 nucleotides long. Its product is annotated as leucoanthocyanidin reductase-like. The record is from RefSeq and is a predicted model, not a curated record. Gene Ontology annotation, molecular function: oxidoreductase activity. NCBI's taxonomy places the organism in Eukaryota, Viridiplantae, Streptophyta, Magnoliopsida, Zingiberales, Musaceae. The transcript is spliced from 4 exons. The coding region runs from base 79 to 1233 and encodes 384 amino acids.